Rosa rugosa (rugosa rose) is the source of this 707-nucleotide messenger RNA. RefSeq lists its product as uncharacterized. Bases 105 to 695 code for a protein of 196 amino acids. The transcript is spliced from 2 exons. The record is from RefSeq and is a predicted model, not a curated record. Lineage: Eukaryota; Viridiplantae; Streptophyta; Magnoliopsida; Rosales; Rosaceae.
GAGGGUUAGGAUUUGGAGCAGUCCCUUCAAAGAUAGAAUAUCAAACCAAAGUUGGAAACAAAGUUGCUAACUUAGAGAAACAAGUGUCCACUCAAGCACAGAAUAUGCUUUCUCAAUCACAAGAGAUUGAACGAUUGAAAGAAGUGGUUGCCACUCUUUUAGCAAGAUCAGAGAAACAAGGGAAUAACCACGGUAGUAACAGUGUUCAGCAUUCUGCUAACAUGUUUGCACUACAAACGCAGAAUGAAAAUCCUAGUGUUCAACAUCAUAGCAGUGAUGGAGUACAAAGCAACCAAAAUAUUGCAAGUGUUCGAGGUUCUGACAGUGGGAGGCCACAAAGCAAGCAAAGCAACCAAAAGAAAACUUCAAGUAUUCAAUAUUCUGCUGAUCAUGGGUCACAAAGCAAAGACAAGGAAGGUAAAAGGACCAAAGUUACAAAGGAUGAUCAGAAUAGAAUCGAAUUGUUAAAUUGGUUUGAGAUGGAAGAACAGGUUGUUGCAAUUGCAAAACUUGAGUCAAAAGAUCCAAAUGUAAAGAUCCAUCAUGUGCCCCUUGGUCAUGAAUGCUGGAAAGUUUGGGUGCUUGAUGUUUUUGAGGAUAUAGCUUUAUAUCGACCAACUAGGGAGUUUGGAACACUGAGUAUGGCUCAAGGAAGUACAAUUGCAUGGCCUAUCAAGUACAUCAAACAAGUUUAGUUUAUGAACUUU